AGGCCAUUUGAUCAAUCACCACGAGGCGGCUCCUUUCGUCAGCCAACCACAACAGUCGUCGCGGGGUUGAAUCGUAUUAGCUGCUGAACGGUAAUUCACGGAGAAAUCUCUCUCUUCAUCAUGGCAUCUGGAGCUUUGUUUCCCAGCUUGGUUUCCGGUUCCCGUGGCUCCUCCAGUAAGUACCUGGUGGAGUUUCGGGCUGGUAAGAUGACGAUGAAAGGCAGCACAGUGACCCCUGAUAAGCGUAAAGGUCAGGUCUACAUCCAGCAGACUGAUGACUCCCUCAUACACUUCUGCUGGAAGGAUCGUACAACUGGCAACGUGGAUGAUGACCUGAUCAUUUUCCCUGAUGACUGCGAGUUCAAACGGGUCAGCCAGUGCACCACCGGGCGAGUUUAUGUGCUGAAAUUUAAAGCCGGCUCUAAACGACUCUUCUUCUGGAUGCAGGAACCAAAGAACGACAAAGAUGAUGAGUUCUGCCGUAAAGUGAACGAGUACCUGAACAACCCGCCCAUGCCCGGGGCGCUGGGCAGCGGUGGCAGCGGAGGACAUGAUCUGUCUGCUUUGGGAGGUGAGGGUGGCCUGCAAAGCCUUCUGGGAAACAUGAGCCACAACCAGCUCAUGCAGCUCAUUGGACCAACCGGACUAGGUGGUCUGGGGGCGCUGGCUGGUCCAGGAUUGGCUAACCUUCUGGGGAGCAGCAGCAGUAGCAGUGUUCCUCCCGUCAGCAGCUCCUCCACAAGUCCCUCCACAGCCGUCACACCGACCUCCACCGCCCCUGCCAGCCGACUCGGCUCCUCCCAGGUGCCCACCACUCCCAUCACCCCCUUAGCCACGUCUGCUGCCUCUCCCACAGCCACCACCCCCACAACCCCCGCCGCAUCCUCUCUAGCAGCAGCUGCAGCGGCUAACCCCACACAGCCCAUCCAGCUAAGGGACUUGCAGAGCAUCUUGGCUACCAUGAACGUUCCUGCCGGCAGUCAAGGAGUGGACCUUGCCAGCGUCCUAACCCCUGAGGUCAUGGCUCCCAUCCUGGCGAACCCAGAGGUGCAACAGAGGCUGAUGCCCUUCCUGCCAUCUGGAGAGUCUCUGCCUCAGAGCUCAGAUGAGCUUCACAACACACUCGGCUCGCCUCAGUUUCAGCAGGCUAUGAGCAUGUUCAGCAGUGCUCUGGCGUCCGGUCAGUUAGGACCUCUCAUGAACCAGUUCGGCUUGCCUGCAGAAGCUGUCGAAGCAGCCAACAAAGGAGAUGUGGAGGCUUUUGCCAAAGCCAUGGAGACGGACACAAAGCUGGACAUGGACGGUGGCUCCAAAGACAAGAAAGACGACGAUGAAGACAUGAGUUUAGAUUAGAUGUUCUCUGAAGACAAACACAUAUUUAUUUGUAUUAACCUGCUGCUGUUUUGCUUCUUUCACAUAUUCCUGAAGACAGACAUUAGUAGUCGAACCAGUGACUCGACUGAUCUUGUUAGGAUGUACUGAUUCUGCAUGUCAUUCUCACACCUCACCGAGGACAUAAUAAAGUCUUAAAAACAAA
This is a messenger RNA of Nothobranchius furzeri (turquoise killifish), 1537 nucleotides long. RefSeq names its product proteasomal ubiquitin receptor ADRM1. Gene Ontology annotation, molecular function: proteasome binding; endopeptidase activator activity. The record is from RefSeq and is a predicted model, not a curated record. NCBI's taxonomy places the organism in Eukaryota, Metazoa, Chordata, Actinopteri, Cyprinodontiformes, Nothobranchiidae. Gene Ontology annotation, cellular component: proteasome regulatory particle, lid subcomplex; nucleus; cytoplasm.